AUCAAGUUGAGCGCAACAGGGCUUGGCCGGGGAGCUAGCUAUACUCUUCAGAAUGCACAAGGAGAAAGCAUGAAAGCAAGGGAGUGGUGGGCGGCUGAUGCAGCCUGGUGAUUUACAAGGUAUCCUUGGUACAUCACUGAAGCCCGUCCUAAAGCUGUGCAUUUGAGUCCCUGUACUACAAACCUGUAGAAAGGCAAGGAUUGGACUUUGGCGCCAGGCGGGAGAGGGAAACAUUUUAAAACUCAUUAGAAUUGCAGCUACCACUUAUCGAAGAAACUUAAGUAUCCAAGCCUGUGAGCUGUGCCCUGAUUAUCUGUAGGUGCAGGCAGGCCCAGGAAUGCACCUGAAAAAUGUCCACGAUUUACAAUAUCUUUGUGAUCAACAAGUCAGGCGGCCUGAUAUAUUACAAGGACUUUGGCUCCAUUGCCAAGCUCGACACAAAUGACAGUCUGCGGCUGGCCAGCGUUUGGCACUCUCUCCACGCUAUCUCCAGCCAGCUCUCGCCGGUGACGGGGUGCACUGGGAUUGAGCUGCUGGAGGCCGACACAUUUGACUUGCACUGCUUCCAGACCGCAACAGGUACGAAAUUCUUCGUCACGGGAGAAACGGGGGCGGCCGGGGUCGAUCUCCUCUUGAAAAGCAUCUAUGAGCUUUACUCCGAUUAUGUUCUCAAAAAUCCUUUCUAUGAAGUAGAGAUGCCAAUCCGAGUGGAGCUUUGGGACCUCAACCUUGCAACACUGAUACGACAACGAGAACGAACAAGCACAGGAAAGUAAUUGGCAAACAUACUCGGCGCCAUGUUCUGGCCUCUGUCCUGUUUGAGUUGUACAUAUGAUAAUAUGCACUGAAUGCUAUCUGCACCACUGCGGCGUGGCGGUUUUCCCCAU
Messenger RNA from Klebsormidium nitens, 887 nucleotides. The record is from the annotation of a GenBank genome assembly. Lineage: Eukaryota; Viridiplantae; Streptophyta; Klebsormidiophyceae; Klebsormidiales; Klebsormidiaceae.